GCAUAUCGCUGGUUUAUGAAGAGCGAUAACUCGGGGUUAUAUCAACAAUGGGGCCUACAGACAACCCAAUCACCACAUUCAGUGAUUUUUGUACAGGUGAAUUUCUUCAAAUUAUGAACUUUGACAUAAACGAGUUCUACAUCACAGGGAUUAUAGUAAUUUCACUAGCCAUUCCUCCCACUGUCUUUCUGAAUGCUUUGGUUUUUGUUGGUAUUUACAAAACUCCAUCACUACAUACACCAGGUAAUGUACUUCUGUUAAGCUUAGCUCUCACUGAUCUUGGAACAGGGCUUGUGAUAUUACCUUCCACUUUGCUCAMAGCGAUAGGCGCUAUUGAAAACGUGUGCUUCCCUGGUUUGAUGGAAACGACCUUCAUGUCCACUGGCUUUUUCAGUGGUCUCUCGAUUAUAACUUUAACGUUCAUCAGUGUAGAUCGAGUWAUAGCUCUACAGUUUCACAUGCGGUACACCAGUAUUGUUACCAUUCGUAGAGUGCUGGCUGCCCUAGUGUUUUCUUGGGUGGCAGUAUUUCUGAUCGCGUUGUCGUUGAUCUGGAUCGGACAAGAACCAUUGCUAUGGUGUUUUGCCAUCGGUCUCGCUGUAUGCUUGAUUGUGUCAACUGUGAACAAUUGUGUAAUACUCCGAAUUCUCCGUCGUCAUCGCGUAGAUAUUGAACGACAACAGCAGCAAGUACAGGUGAACCAGAACAUUGACAAUACCAACAUGGCUCAGAGAAGGAAAACUUCCAGGAACAUGCUUUGGGUUUACAUGUUGUUUCUUGUUUGUUAUGCUCCAAAUUUUUUGGUGGCAUUAGCAUCAAGCACUUUAAACUAUAAAACAUCCUAUAUUGUUUUAACUAUAACAAACGUUUURAUGUAUUUCAAUUCAAUGUUUAACCCAAUAUUCUAUUGCAUCAAAAUGCGUUCCAUACGUAGACACCUUGUUCAUGUGUUACCGAUAAAGAUACUGAUUUUCUUUAAUAUCGAACCUUAGUUUUCGAUCCUAGGAGUUGUUUCGCUAUAUAUUUAUGCAUAUUYCUUAGCAAUGAAAAAUGGGAAGUCAUUGGAAUCUCACUAUGGAGGGAGCUAAUGAAAUUUAACUGCGGAAGUACAUAAAUGACCUAAUCCUUCAAAAACUU
This is a messenger RNA of Exaiptasia diaphana, 1137 nucleotides long. RefSeq names its product trace amine-associated receptor 13c-like. NCBI's taxonomy places the organism in Eukaryota, Metazoa, Cnidaria, Anthozoa, Actiniaria, Aiptasiidae. The record is from RefSeq and is a predicted model, not a curated record. The transcript has a single exon. Bases 48 to 992 code for a protein of 314 amino acids. Gene Ontology annotation, biological process: G protein-coupled receptor signaling pathway. Gene Ontology annotation, molecular function: G protein-coupled receptor activity. Gene Ontology annotation, cellular component: membrane.